GUGGAUGUCCAUCUCUAGUUUUGACUAAGAAAGAAGUGGUCGAAGCACAAAAAUCUACUUCAUACGUCACUGACAUUGUCUUUAAAGACGAAGAUCUCAUGUUGGGUGCUACUCCCCAUAAUCGUCCGUUUUUUGUUGAAGGAUACACUCGUGGACAAAGAUUCAAAAGAAUUAUGAUUGAUCAAGGGUCUGCCGUUAACAUUCUGACGGUUCGAGCUAUGAAAGACCUCGAUAUAUCAAUGGAUGAACUCUCCCAAAGCCGCUUGAUGAUUCAAGGCUUCAAUCAAGGGGGGCAAAGGGCGAUUGGAAUGAUACGUCUUGAUUUGAUCAUCGGCGGACUGAAGGCAAACACUCUAUGCCAUGUGAUUGAUGCAAAGGCUUCAUACAAUCUCCUUUUAGGACGCCCAUGGAUCCAUGAGAACGGUGUAAUUCCUUCAACGUGGCACCAAUGCUUCAUGUAUGAAGAAAAUGGCGUUGUAAAGAAGGUAGUGGCCGAUGAAACUCCGUUUACAGAAGCCGAGACGUACUUUGCAGAUGCGAAGUUUUACAUAAAGACCAAAGUUUCUAAAGAAGACGGUGCUGGACAAGAGGAAACAUAUCGCCCCUUGAUUGAACCAAAGUUGAAAGGGAAACUUGUUGAAGGCAUAGAAAGGCUUACAUUCCCUCUUGCAAAGAUUGAGAUAUCAAGGCCUCCUCAAAACACAUCUGAGGAUGAAGUGAAAAACGAGAAUGAUGUUAAAGCAUUUCAUCUCCCUAAAGCACGCACAAAUGAAGGAUUUGACCCAAACACAUACAAAUUUCUGGCCAAGGCUGGGUCUAAUCCUAAUGAACAAAAGUUGGGAAAACUCAUCCCGGAGGCUGGUGGAGAAGGAACACCGAAUCAAAUAAAUUUACGAGGACACAUUGGAUUGGGUUAUGUUCAACCUAAACCUAUAAAGAUCCUCAUAAAUAGAGCCGCAAUACAUCAUACCAGUGCUGAUGAAGAAGAUGAAGUGACUUCUAAACCGAAGUCUUCUAUCUUUGAUCGGAUUGGGUGGGCAAGAUCAAGACCCGCCAUCUUUGGCAGAAUGGGGCCAAAGCCAAAGAAGAUCAUAAAGAAGACUUUACAAGAACGUCUUGGUAUGGGCCCGAUGAUAGUGAAACACGCUGAAGACCCAUGCAUGGGACAAAACUUCAAAAGAAAGCAUGUUCAUGAAAGAUUGGGAUUGAAACGUGAAUGCAAUGCAUCUGCUAAAGUUCAAUUCGAAAAGCAAAGUCUUAAUGAGUAUAGAAGUUUUAUCCCAUCUCUUAUGAAGCGAGAAACUAAUGUGAAAGUGACCUACGGAAGUGCACUUAAAGUCAAGCCAGUGACCAUUGUGCACACUCGUGGUCAAUAUGAAGACCAAUAUCAAGAUUUAGUACCCUUGAUGUCGGGGUAUAAAUAUGUCAAAUGAAACGUUGAAUUCCUUAAACCACCAAUGAUGUUGUAAGUGGCUAAACUGCUAAAACAUCUCACUUUGUUUAUGGGUGAGCAUAAUCAUAGACACUCUUGGCCCACGAGAGUUUAAAAUGUGUACGGCAAGCUCCUGGCCCGCAUGAGUUAAAACUGUGUAUGGCACCCCACCUCUUUUUAGACUACCAAUUCAAAUGGUACCUAUGAACUACGUUUGACUUGAUCUCCUUCAUAGGAGUACGUAGGCAGCUCAAAAGUUUCAUUUUUGAGUUCAGUUAUAACAAAACAAACCCCAAUUAAGUUUUAUCUAAAGGAAGGAUAUCAAAGGGAGGAUUAUGAAAAAAAAAACAGAUAAAAUCAACUGACCGUUUGAAAAAAAGGCCAGACUCUCAGAAUUCUUAGGUCUCCUCCUCACCGGAAAUGGUUUUAAUUGAUAAUGUCUUUUAUCAGCGCCAUCGUCCUAACAACGGAGCAAAUGGUGCUGACAAUCAGCAAAACUGCACGAGUCUCGAGAUGCAGACAUCAUUAGAACUCUCAAUUUGUUAGCAAGUAAUGCUUUGAGUAACCUGCAAUGGAACUAGCUCCUUCGUUUUCCUCUUCUUUGAAUGACCUGCGGUGGAACUAUCUCCUUCAUUGUCCUCUUCUAUGAAUGACCUGCGACGGAACUGGCUCCUUCAUUGUCCUCUUCUUUGAAUGACCUGCGACGGAACUGGCUCCUUCAUUGUCCUCUUCUUUGAAUGACCUGCGGUGGAACUGGCUCCUUCAUUGUCCUCUUCUUCGAACGACCUGCGAUAGAACUGGCUCCUUCAUUGUCCUCUUCUUUGAACGACCUGCGAUGGAACAGACUCCUUCAUUGUCCUCUUCUUUGAACGACCUGCGAUAGAACUGGCUCCUUCAUUGUCCUCUUCUUUGAACGACCUGCGAUGGAACAGACUCCUUCAUUGUCCUCUUCUUUGAACGACCUGCGAUAGAACUGGUUCCUUCAUUGUCAUCUUCUUUGAACGACCUGCGAUGGAACGGACUCCUUCAUUGUCCUCUUCUUUGAACGACCUGCGAUAGGACUGGUUCCUUCAUUGUCAUCUUCUUUGAACGACCUGCGAUGGAAUGGAAUCCUUCAGCGUCAUCUUCUUUGAGUAACCUGCGAUGGAACUAGCUCUUUCAUUUUCCUCUUCUUUGAACGCCCUGCGAUGGAUGAACGGCCUGCGAUGGAAUGGAACCCUUCAUUGCCUUCUUCUUUAAACGAACUGGCACCUUCUCAUCUUCCUCGUCGUAAUCAAUUGAACUUCUUCUUCUUGGCUAACGAAUGGCGACGACAAGUCUGAACGAGUAGGACAGUAGGCAGUAGCUUCUUCAAAGUCUUGAUGGUACCGACUAGCGUGGAAAUCCGAUCACCUGCCUCGGGACAGCGACAAAUCCCCGCCAUGCUUUAACCUUCUUGGAUCAGCUGUGAACCGUUGCAUCAACAAAAAUCCGGCAAUCGGUCAAAGCUCCCUCCUUUUCAAUGAAUGGCGUCACCUUCAAGAUACUUGAAACAGUAGAAUAUCGGACUCUCAAUUGCGUUGAACUAAUGCAUUAAAGACUUUAAGCGUUCGACGACUUGAUUGUCCCUGCAUUAAAAAAAGGGGUGCAUUGUUUUUUUUUUUAAAAUGAUUAAAAAGGAAAAAUAAAAUUCCUAAAAGUAUCAAAAAAAGAAAUCUCAGAUCUCCAACAGCCCAGUAUCUAAUACGGAGUAAAUGGGAAAGACAAACUGUGGAGCUCCAGCAAAUACGUAGCAGCGGCAAUCAGUCAUCUUCUUCGCACGCAAAAAUCAGAUGGCGAUCGAUCACCAUCUUCCCCGCCGGAAAUCAACAUCAAGCUCGUCCAGGCCUCCUUCUCCGACGGCGCCUUUCCUCUUCCAGGUACAGCGAGGAAUCCGAGCGACAAAUCAAAUUCCCCCUCUGGCCGAGAAUCAAUUUUGAGCUUGGGCAGACCUCCCGACAUUACUCCAGCCUUCAAUAAGUCAAUCACCAACUUCCGGCAACAAUAGCUAUGGUUACUCCCUCCAUGGUUUCUCGUCAACGGAGCCCGGUCAGGUCUUCUUCUCCUUCACGCAAGCCGCAACAGUCAACGGUCGCGGUUUCUUCCUUCAGCAAAUAGGCAGCAGCCUCAGACAACAAUUAAUUGUGCAGGGUAAUGGGGUAUAAGAGGAUAACGAAGCUCGUCCUCAUCAAAGUUUUAAUCAGAAAGUCGGCAACGGAAUAAGCCUGAUCCGUGUUAAUAAAACUGGAGCCAGUUGGUUAGUUUCUUCUUCUCCCAGGAACUGUCGAUCAGCCACUCUUCUUAUUCCUCAGCGAAACAUGCCUCCAGAAUAUCAAUAGAUGGGCCUCCAAGUCCUCUCACAAACUGAAUUUGAUCUCAUGACCAAGAAUUGCAUUCUGGUGCAACUGCUAUAAACUUCUAGAAAUUCCCCCUGCAAUUUGACAGAAGAAAAUAGAAGUUUAAUACGGAGUAAUAAAGAAGAUAAGAGCAAGUAUACCAGUCGAUUUGCUGGUCUUUCUUCCUAAGGCUUCUACCAAUUCUAAUACGGUGUAUCUAAGUGCAAUACGAAGCAGCAAAGGUCAAUAUUUAUAGAUAUGGAUGGUGGAGUUUGAAUCGAACUAAAAGUCUCCAAGCUCAUAAGACAAGCCGAUAAACAUCAAGGCAGAUGGAAAGAAUUGAAGUCCUAAUAAAAUGCUAAAGCUGAAACAAAAUAGAGUCCUUUUACCGGAGUAUUUGAUGGACAUCUUGCAAAAGUGUUUUUUAAGUGUACAUGGGCUAAUUUAAUAAAAUUAGCAACACGUUUGAGGAGAGAUUUUGGUCUACUUAUAUAUCGAGACUUACUUUUAUCUCUUCAAGAUUUUUAAGUAAGUCUCGAGGGGGCAUUUGUGGACAUUCAAAAUUAA
Messenger RNA from Cuscuta epithymum, 4353 nucleotides. Lineage: Eukaryota; Viridiplantae; Streptophyta; Magnoliopsida; Solanales; Convolvulaceae. The record is from the annotation of a GenBank genome assembly.